UUUAAUUAUUUCCGUGUGUUUAUAAUGAUAUAAUACUGAUCACAUUCCAUUAGGUUGGUGGGGUCUUUAACCACCCUUCCAGAGUAAUUAUUUUAAGUUUUUAACCUUGUCUAAAAUAAUGAAAGUUGAAAAUAAGUAAGACCCGCAGGCUUGCGUUGUAUAAAAGGACUCAAACCAAAAAUUCCAAUGCGAAUACAAACUUUAAUUUUUUUCAUUGAAUGGGUUGAAUAAAAUAUAAUCUUAAGGAAAACAGAUAUCGUUUAAUAAAAUAAAAAACUAUUCUACAUGCUAAUAAAUAAUAAUCACACAUAUGUGAUUUCUAUUGUUUUCCGGGUAUAGUUAUAUGAAAGACAAAUAUACGAUUUGGCAUUUUUAUUUACUACCAAUCAAGAAAUCGAGUCCAACAAUUCAAUAUUUUUGUUAACACAAUAAUUAACACCCGACAAAUGUGGAAACAUUUGCACGAAACAAUUUAACGUAGUCCGGACAAGGUAGUCCAAGUGGAAGGACGGGCUUGGGUUGCUAAAACAAUCUGGGUUCGAUCCCCCCCAUGCGGAAACUACCCUGCCUCGUCUGGACACUAAAACGGGUACUGGGCCUUCGGGCCCAGGAAAAAACCUCCCGGGUGAAGCUGGCCUGCUGCCUGACCGGGCCCAGGGGAAUGAUCCGCGUAAGCGGGGAACCCCUGGAUUACAAAAAAAAAAAAAAAAAAAAACAAUUUAACGUAAACGUAUAAGAGCAUCGCAAACCGAUUCGAUCGUAUAAUUUUAUAAAGGAUGUUCUAUAUUCAUAUACAUGUUUAUUAGUAUAAUAUAUGGCUGCGAGAUAAGCAAAAAGACAAGUGUCAAUAGUGCAAGGUGAAUGCAAUGUUAAAACUGGAAGCAUUUUCUCCAUAAUCCCUAUAAAAUUUAAAGAUAUAUGUAUAUAACAGUUAAAUACAAAUUUUGACGAUUAGUCUAGAUUUAAUUAGGUUUAUAAUUUUCAUUUCAUCAUAAAUAGCUGAUAUGACCAAAGAAUGGAGAAGCCAUGCACGCAUGUUCACAUUGCAUUGGACACUAGGGUUUCUUUCAUGGUUGGUAGAAUUGGGUGAAGUUGGUUGGACAAAUCUCACAAAAAUCCAUUACACAGAAAAAUAAUUAUAAUUAUGCAGAUAUUAAGACGGAUAUUGUUUUAUAGACAAAGUAAUGUAGCCUAAAAGGAACAUUAAUAUAUACGCCGACAAAUAAUUUAUUAGACUCUACAGUUAACAUAUAAGCUCAUGACUACGUAAGUAUAUAUGUUAUUAAAUCAUAAAAAAUGACAAUGUAUGCGUGGAUGAAAUUACCUUGAAUUGUCAAAAUGUUAGCUGUAAUAAGGAACAGUUGAAAAAGACUACCGCGGCUGCUUCUCCCUCAAGGUCAGUAUUUGGUAGUGUACACAAAUCAUUUUCUUAUUUUAAUAUAUAGUUUAGUUAUAUAUGUGAUAUAUUAAUCAUAUAUAAACCCCAUCUAUGUCACAUUAUUGAAAAGCUUUUUGCUGUCAAUCAUCUUUGUUCUCCUCAAGGGAGCCAGAGAGGCCUUUUUAUUUGCCGUCUCUAAAUUAGAUUUGUUAAUAGAGAAUACAAAGAAAUGGAAGAAAAUCUUCCUCCAGGGUUCAGAUUUCAUCCUACAGACGAAGAGCUUAUAACACAUUAUCUUUGUCGGAAAGUCUCCGAUAUUGGAUUCACUGCUAAAGCUGUCGUCGACGUUGAUCUCAACAAGUGUGAACCUUGGGAUUUGCCAGACAAAGCUUCAAUAGGAGAGAAAGAGUGGUACUUCUUCAGUCUACGAGACCGGAAAUAUCCAACCGGUUUAAGGACAAACCGAGCAACUGAAGCCGGUUAUUGGAAAACCACUGGUAAAGAUAAAGAUAUAUACCGAAGUGGAGUACUGGUAGGGAUGAAGAAAACCCUAGUUUUCUACAAAGGAAGAGCUCCAAAGGGUGAGAAAAGCAAUUGGGUUAUGCAUGAGUAUAGGCUUGAGAACAAACAACCCUUCAAACCCGCUAAGGAGGAAUGGGUAGUGUGUAGGGUUUUCCAAAAGAACACAACAACAAAGAAACCACAAGAACAACAACCAGACUCAUCUUUUGGAUCUCCAUGCGAUGCAGACUCAUCCAUGGCAAAUGAGUUUGAAGAUAUCGAGCUUCCAAAUCUGAACUCAAACUCAUCAACCGUUGAUUACAAUAAUAUUCAUCAACAAUAUUUUCAAAACAACGUUUAUUCAGACAAUACUACAAGUACGGCUGGUCUCAACAUGAACAUGAACAUGAACAUGAACAUGAACAUGAACAUGGCUAAUCUUCCGGCUUGGACAACAAGUCUACUUGGUCCGCCUUUAUCUCCAAUCAACUCUUUGUUGCUCAAGGCUUUCCAAAUUAGGAACUCUUAUAAUAUCAAUCCUUCUCUUCUUCAACAAGGAGUCUCCAAUGUUAUGCAAGAUGGUUCGAGUUCAUCUCAGCCGCAACCGCAAGAUGAAGCGUUUAAUAUGGACUCCUUGUGGUGAAGAGAUUCAAAACUACAUAUAUAUUUGAAUUUCUUAUUAACUAGUUUUCAUGUAAUCUUCAUCAAUCUCAAUUGUAUCACUAAUUAUACACACAUAGAUCUUCUAAUGAGGUCAAGUAAAUUAAUUAUAGUGCAUCUUUUAUGUGAAAUAGUGAUAGUAUGGAAAAGUUUACCGUAUAUGCCAUGUCCUUUCAUGUUUAUAGGUUACUAGGGUAAAAGCCGCCCUACGGGCGGGUAAGUGAGUGAAAAAUAAUUUAAAUAUAGUAAUUAAUAAAAUAUAGUUAAAAUAAAAUAAUAUUAUAUUGAAUAUUUUGUUUUUUUUUGACAAUAAUAAGUUUGUUUUAUUUUAAAAAUAUUAUGAUGUAAAUGUCACUAUUUAACAUUUCAUCAAUGUUUAUUCUUUAAAAAAUUAUAAUCAGUUAGUAAAAUACAUUAAUUUGUUCAAUAUUGAAUUUGAAAUCCAGCAUAUAAAUUAUUUCUACCUUUAAAUUUUUGUUUCUGAAUUUAUUGACUCUUUUAAUUUCUCUUACACAUAUUAGUUUAGAUAAUUCAAAAAAUAAAACAUAAUUAAUCUUUUUUCUUAUAAAUAGCUAGAUAGUACAAAAAUAUAUUAUUGAUAGUCACUACAUAAAUUUGAAAUAUUUAUCAAAUAAACAUAUUAAUAUUCAAACUGAUAAGUGUUUAUAUAUAUAUAUAUAUAUAUAUAUAUAUAUAUAUAUAUACUAUUAUUUGCAAAUUGAUUUUUCACGUUCGAGCUCUUACGUUAAAAGUUGAAGUGGUUAAUAUUGUUUAUACCCUUAAUGAAUAAAAUAUAUAUAUUAGCCAAAACUAAAAACGAAUUUUAUUUUUUUGAUUAGAUAAAUGAUGAAUAUUAAUAACAAUUAGAAUGAUCCAAAAUCUAAAUAUAUAUAUUAAAAUAAAACGAUAAUUAUAAUGUAUGUAUUAAUAAGUAAUUAUGAAAUGUAUAUAUCCGCAUGUGCGGGCGAAACACAUACUAUAUAUAUUAUUUAGUUUUAAUAAUAAAAUCAGUGAUUGUUGUAUUUUUAUUCUAUUAGUUUUUUUUUGUAUUUGAUUAUAUUGUAUAUAUAAUUAAUCUGUUUUUAUUUAACAAAUUUACUAUAAUUUUUUUCCUUAAAAUGUUUUGCUUUUGUUAAGUAAUUUAGAAUCAUUUAAAUAUUAAAUAUGAUGUUUUUUUUAUCAAAAUACUAUAUAUCAUGUUUGAAAUAUAUUAUAUGGUAUAAUUUCGGAUCAAUCCACAUUUGUGCAUCAGAUAGUUUUUUAAAUAUAGUCACAUUCUUUGAAAAUUCAAUGCCCACAAAACAUACGAAAAGAAAGCCUUUCACAAACAAAGUCUGAGAGUAACUGUAUCGUACCUGCAUAAUAAAUCAACAAAAGAAACUAACUUUGUGAAUGAGAGGAGAAAGGAAAACCAAAAGUGAUAAGAUACAACAUUUGUUCAGCCAAACAUUACUUCCAUAGAAAAAGUUUCAUCUCAUGUGUGAACUGUUUUAGAGGACCUUUCUUCAGUUCAGCCACAUCAAUCAAUUGUACCAAAACAAAGUUGAUCAAUAAUGAAGAGUAAUGAAGAUAAACACAGUCAAGCUUGUUUGUCUAUCAAGCUGGCAAUAGUUUUAAUUACAAACCAUUUUUACUGCAGUGCUUCCAGUCUUUAAAAAUUUUGAACCUUCAUAAGCGUUAAAUAGUCAUAAGCGUUAAUAAACUGCAUUUUAACAAAAAGAAGCAUUUUACAACAGUUACAACAAAGAUACAGGAAAGCCAAGAGAGAGAUGGAUACAGUGUAAGUCCAUUGUUGCCUUCACCAAAGCAAGAUUGAAAAAAAUAGGGCUUCGGGAGAGAGAUGAUACCUUUUUAACCUUUUCCUUUGGCAUACCUGCAACAAAAAGUCCAGCAUAACCGAGAAGCACCUGAAAAAACAUUCCAAAACAUAUGAAAACACACAUAAUACAAUAGUUUAGACCAACAAAUAUAAUACAACUUUAAAAAACAUAGUACAUAAUAAAAAUGAAUUUGGUCAUUUGCUUCUAAUAUUAGUAUGUGUGUAAGAUCGGUAAUAUUCGAGCCUAGAGACACUAAUUCCAUGGAUUGAUCUGUAUAUUUCCUUCCAGCAAUUGGCUGCCCUGGUCUUGUCUAAAUUUUUCAUAAACAAUAUAAUAGUCUUUUACAUACAAUUAUUUUGUAACAUGUUGUAUUAAUGGUUUUCUUUUAUUAUUUAUUUUAAAAUAUUUUGAUACAAUAAUUUGGAUUCAAAAUUUAGCUGUUAAUAUAAAUUUCAAAGAAAUUCAUAAACAAAAUCAUAUUUAUGUGACACUUUAUGAAGGAAAUAGUUUCCAAAUAUAUGAAUAUGUCGAUUUUAUUUCAAUUCCUGCAUUAACGAUUUUGGAUUUUUGUAAAGCAAGUUAAAAUUAAAUAUAUACUUGUAUAAUAUAUUAACUUCUUGCAGAAGAAUACUUUCAAACAUCACAAUACUAAAAGGUGAAUAUGGAGUGUUUCUAGCCUGUACACGUAGGAUAAUAUAUUAGACCAAUCAGAACAUUUUAUUCUGCCACGUGAGCACUUCUUAUGUCGACUAAAGAACCUUUAGUCAAUACUGAUAAUCCGUCGGAAUUCACAUCGUUCACUCCGCAACGUCGUUUGACGCUUCGAUUUAUCCCCUGAGAGAAAAGAAAUUGGUGAAGAAACCGAAAGAACAGAGGAGGAGGAAGACAAAGAAGAACGAGAUAAGAAGAUCACUGAUUUUCUCUGUUCUGAAAGUGGUUGUGUUGGCUCUGUAUUUGGAGUUAGGGUUUAGUUUGAUGCGAAAAGGGGUUUUAGAAUCUGAGUUUACAGAGGAGAUAGUGAGGAUCUCUGAUGACAGAUCUCAUUCUGGUCGUGAUGUUGGCGAGAAAGUGACGAUCUUGGAAGAUGAGUUAAUGGGUUUUGCUAAAAGUAUAAACUUUUUGAGAUGCAGAGGUUCCAAUUCCAAUUGGAGAAUCAAUCAGGAUGGUCUGAUGUUGAAGUCUAGAAGUGUCUAUAAAUCUGUAACUGAAGAGGUGAAUGUAUGGGGAUGGCCUUUGCAGACAGGUGGAUUGUUUGGUACUGGUUUCUCCUCGAAGUUCGUUCACCGUGUUAUCAGGCCGAGUUACUAAUGUUACUAAAGCUAAUUCAUUUGACUAUCACAUUCAAAAUAUCUAUGCUUUUUGUUUGUUUAGUAUAUCUGUUUUUGAUGAUCUUCUUGAAGUGGUCAGAGGGGAGAUUUGGUUACUCGGUACGUGAGGCCAACAUUUCGUGGGGGAAAACUAAAUGGAGCACAUUGGUUCUGCAACUAGAUCAUAGCACAUGGGUUCUUGAGUACAGUCUAAGCUUUAGAUAACUUAACUUCAUCAAAGGUUCUUCAAUUGACACGUCAGACACGGUUGUUUUCGGCUUACAAAUAAUUAUCAGUCCAAUAAUUAUCAAUCCAGCCACGUCUGUUUGUUUCCAGUGAACUAAUGACCCAUUAUGUAAUUUGGUUGCAGGUCCAGACAAGAAGCUCUAAGCAACAAUACAAGUUUCGAGUAUGAACAGACUUGCGUAACUGCCGUUGGCUCUGUUUCCUCUCCAUUCAGUCAACUGAGUUAAUCAUCUUAAUAAUUGUUUGCAAUCAAGUUCCCCCAUUAUGUGCUAUUUAAUUCAGCCUAUACCUUCUAUAUAUGUAGACUCUGGUGUAUAUAUAUGGUCACUGUGCUCCAGAGGAAAUGGCCCGUUUCUGCAUCUCCUUAUCUAACGAAAUCUUUCUGAAGUGAAGCAUCAACUCAUGGCGAAUUCCAAAAUCCACCUUUCCAUCUUUGAGUGCAUGGACCACAAUCUGUACCAGAUAACGCAAGAAAGGGAACAACGACCUUUCUCUGAGGGAAAAAUAAGUACUUUUAUGUCUCAGAUGCUUCAAGUCCUCGCACACAUGCAUAAAAAUAGUUAUUUCCAUCGGCAACUGAAACCAAGUAUGUAUAUUUUGUCAUGUUGAUUCUCAAUGGCCUCUCUUUUACUUAACAAUUGUUUUAGUUUAUUUUUGUUCUGAAGAGAAUUUGCUGGUGACCAGCAAUAUCCUCAAGAUUGCUGACUUUGGACUGGCUUGCGAAGUUGCAUCUAUGCCUCCUCGAAAAUGUCUCACCAGUUUCAGGUAUGGUCUUGAAUAUUGACACCUAAAACAAUCAAAACACUUCUUCUCUAUGCAGACCGUAGGGUUCCAGCUGAAAGUUUCGAGUGAAGAAAGCAAGAGGACAGCUUUGGAAAUACAAAGAGUGUAAAGGUAGGCUCAAGAAAUGAUAUGUAGAUGAUAGAGCACAAGUAGUGUAUUAUUAUUGUUUUUGAAGGAAUUACAAUCUCAGUAUUUC
Messenger RNA from Brassica napus (rape), 6891 nucleotides. RefSeq names its product NAC domain-containing protein 100-like. The coding region runs from base 1608 to 2522 and encodes 304 amino acids. Gene Ontology annotation, biological process: regulation of DNA-templated transcription. Gene Ontology annotation, molecular function: DNA binding. NCBI's taxonomy places the organism in Eukaryota, Viridiplantae, Streptophyta, Magnoliopsida, Brassicales, Brassicaceae. The transcript is spliced from 5 exons. The record is from RefSeq and is a predicted model, not a curated record.